UGAAAAAACUGCAGCAAGAUGGCUAUUCGCGCCGGUUUUACGUCUGCUGUUCCGUUAUGAAUUACGAUUUCACUCCACGCGGGCACCGUGUUUUCGAACGCACCUCCGUUGACUUCGUGUGUGACGUUUCCUGAUGGGGGCGGAGCGUCCUCCAGCUUCCCAAUUCUAACCAACCCGAUCUCGAUAGCCGUCGCAUUCCGCUGAGUUGCUUCAGUGUGCCUCGGUAGUGCAUUCGGUGCGUUUUUUGGUGUGUGCUUGUGCACAUAGCCACUCACUAACGUACGUGCUUGCACGAGAAUCCAUUUCUCUGUCGUACGUAAUAAGGAACAUUGUACUUAUAAAAAUCAUCGACAAGAAGACAUUUUCCUCGCAAUGCCCUGGGCAUGUUUUUCCGACAUUCAGACAGAAUAGUGGCAUGAGUCGAUUAAUCUAUGGCAGAUCAACAAGAUCAGUUGUCAUCAGGGGGGUCUGUAGAGACGGCCAGUGCUUCAGCAGACACCUCUAAAGUUAGAGGGAAGAGCUCUAGCAGUGGUAGUAGUGGUUAUAGAAAACGACAAAGCACUGGUUCUAUUCCUAUCACAGUAGAAGAAAAAAGACGUAGACAAACUAUUGGUGAUCCACAAUCGUCUGAAGUUUUUGAUAAUACUUCUUGUAAACAUUCAAACGAUUCAAUACAAAGCGAAUCAAGAAGUGAAUGUAAAAGUCAUGGCAGUGGCUUAGAAUCAUAUUUAGAUAAUAAUUGGAGAUCACAACAUAAGAUUCAACAAUCAAAUUAUAAUAUUAGUGGAAAUAGUACAAGACAACGUAGUACUGCAAGAACAAGUCUACCAGAGUUAAACUUAACAGCUGUUGAUUGUGUUGCAUCAAGAACACGUUCUCGUACACCACAAAAUCCACAAGCCAUAACACAGGGACAUAAUAGUUACAAUUUAUCACUAUCCAGUGGUUAUAAUAAUAAAGAGGAUUUGUCAUAUAACAAUUUGGUACCAACAUCAACUACUACACCAGUUACUAGUCAUCCAUCUACAUCAAGAGGAAGAGGCCUGAGGAUGAGCGAAUGUCUGGAAGGAUUUGUGUCUGCUGUCAAAGCACUUUUUCCAAUAUCAACACAAACGUAUCAUCAAGAAGGUUCAAAAUCUCACGGUGGUGCAACCUGCGCAAGUAGCAGUGCGAGUAGUCAAGUUUUAAGUGUGAACGGGGCAGGCACUAGUGGCAUCACUACAGCCACUGCCAAUCCACCUGUGUCUGCCGCCGCCACUGCCAACCCUACACACCCUCAUCCAACGCACAAACAUAUAUUACGUUCUCGCACAAAAUUAUCCAGUGACUAUAAAGAACUAUCAAGUAUUAACAAAACUUCAGGAAAGCAUCAUAAGAAAGAUACUACAGGAACUUGUUCAAGCUCUAGACAUCGUUCUUCGUCACGUGCAAGAAAGGCAGUGAUAGAAGGAAGUUCUGGGGGAAGUGUAAUGUCAGGUACUGAAUCUAUAACUAAUAGUACCACUCCAACAACUGUUUCAUCUACAGUUUCUAGUAAUCAAUUAGUAUCUACAACAGGAGAAGACGAAUUAGCAUCUACAGCUACAUCUGCCACUGCAAGUGGAGGACCAUCUGGAAUGUCUGGUACUACUGGAGAUAGUGAAAGUGAUGAUGGAGAAGUUGGGAGAUUGCAAGCAUUACUUGAAGCUAGAGGUUUACCUCCUCAUGUAUUUGGCGCAUUAGCACCACGAAUGCAACAUUUAUUAAAUAGAAGCAUGGGUGCAAGUUCUGCUGCCAAAGCUCAACAGUUAUUAGCUGGUUUACAAGCUGUUGAUGAUGAGGGGGAACAAUUACAAGCUGUUAUAGGAAUGGGUGAAAUUCUUGUUAUGGGAAAUGAAGAUACAUUAGCUGGUUUUCCUGUAAAACAAGUUGUUGCAGCAUUAAUAAAUUUACUCGGAAUAGAACAUAAUUUUGUAAUAAUGACACACGCAUGUCGUGCUCUUACUUACAUGAUGGAAGCUUUACCUCGAUCAUCGACAGUAGUAGUUGAUGCUGUUCCAGUGUUCUUACAAAAAUUAGAAUCUAUUGAAUGUAUGGAUGUAGCAGAACAAUGUUUAACAGCAUUAGCUAUGCUUUCCCGGAGACAUAGUAAAACCAUUUUACAUGAAGGAGGAGUAUCAGCUUGUUUAAAAUUUGUCGAUUUUUUUAAUAUCACAGCACAACGGGCUGCAUUAACAAUUACAGCAAACUGUUGUCAAAAUCUUCAUCCUGAUGAUUUUCACUUAGUAGCUGACAGUUUACCUUUAUUGACGAGUAGACUGACAAAUCAAGAUAAGAAAAGUGUUGAAUGUGUUUGCCAAGCAUUUAGUCGUUUAGUUGAUAGUUUUCAACACGAUCCGGUAACUUUGCAUAAAAUUAUUAAUGCAGAACUUCUUCAGAAUUUACAACAAUUGCUUAUGAUUACCCCACCUGUUAAUAGCAUUAGUAAUUUCAUAACAGUGUUGCGAAUGCUCUCUGUGAUAUCAAAUCGCUGUCCUGAUUUGGCACAGCUGCUUUUACAACAAAAUAUAGCUUUUACACUAAGUUAUCUUUUAACUGGAUCACUAGAAGUUAAAACAGAAGAUGUAGAAUUAGUACCGCGAUCUCCGCAAGAAUGGUUUGAAAUCACUUGUUUAAUUGAAGAACUUAUGCCUCCAUUACCAACAGAUGGCAUAUUUAGUGUAAAUAGUUUACUUGAAAGGACCAGUAAUCAGCAAGAAAAUGUUCAUUGGGAGUGGCGUGAUGAAAGACAUUGCUGCCAUCCAUUUAGUACUAUUGAUUCUAGAAUCAUUGAGAUGGCAUUUCAAAAUGGUGAGGAUGAGAUCUGUCUUUCUUCUUUAGGUCGAACUUAUACAAUAGAUUUAACUGUGAUGAAACAAAUUAAUGAAGAUAUUGGAUUAGCAAGAAGCAUUUUUCGUAGAGUAAAUGCACAUCCUACAGAAGGAAAAAGUCCUACAUGUUCAUCUAAUAUGGAUGUUGUACCUCCAGUAAUUGAAACAAAUGAAUGGUUAGUAUCGUUUAUUCGAACUCUAUUCUCUGUGUUAUAUGAAGUCUACAGCAGUUCUGCUGGUCCUGCUGUAAAAUGUAAAUGUCUUCGAGCUCUUUUACGUAUGGUUUAUUAUGCCUCAACUGAUUUACUUAAGGAUGUUUUAAAAAAUCAAGUGGUAUCAUCACAUAUAGCGGGUAUGUUGGCAUCCCAAGAUUUACGAAUUGUUAUUGGAGCUCUGCAAAUGGCAAGCAUAUUAAUGAAAAGAUUACCACAAGUAUUUGGAGUUCAUUUUCAUCGUGAGGGCGUUUUGCAUCAAAUACGUCAACUAGCUGAUCCUGAAGUACCUCUUGGUGUUUCACCACCCAAGUGUCCUUCUAGUACUGGUACAUCAUUACCAAGCCCACAACCAGGUCCAUCUAAUACAUCUCUUUGUUCCACCACGAUGUUUUCGUCUAAUAAUGCUACGUCUCCAAUUGCCUCUCCAUCAACGAAUGGUAACAUAUUAUUUGGUACAAUUGCAACAUGUCAGUUGAAAUCAAAUCUUUCUGCGUCAAUGGAAACACAUACUAGAAAUGAAUUAAAUUCUACUGUAGAUGAUGUAACUACACCACAAAGUGCUCAUUUGAGAAUUGGAGAUGUUUUGAAAAGAAAACGACAAAAUAAAAAAGGUCGAUUUUCUAGACUAGGCAGUACUACACCUCAACAAACUCAACAACCUGAAUCUCUAUUUACUGGUUUCGCUCCUAAAAAUAAUCGUUUCUUAGGAAAUCUUAAUCCUGCUAGAUGGGGUCGAAAAUCAUCAUCUUCAAAUUCUGCUAAUGAUAAAAGAGAUACGAGUUCAUCAACAAGUUUGUCAAAACCGCCUAGUAAUUCAAGUCUAACAGGAGGAAAUAGAGAUAAAGCUAAAGCAUGGGUACGUGAACAGGCUGCUCAAUUUUUGGCACGAUAUCAGGAUGAUGCUCCAUGCACGCAUCCUGCAAUGACAGUUCUUUCCAGGCUUACUGCUGCCAUACAACGAUUACAAUCUAAUGAAUUGGAUGAAAUGUUAUCGGCACUUACCGAAUUAAGAGAUAUAGUACUUGAAAGUGAUAUAUCUCCGUUUGAAAUGAAUUAUAGCGGUCUUAUCAAAGCUCUGCUCAACUACCUCACUACUACAGAUGCUCCUGGUAAUCGUUACGAUCGCCUUCGUAUGUUCUGGAAAUUGUUUGCAGAAUCAACUAUGCAUCAGGAUAACAAUAUUACUGAUCUUAAUCCUGGAGCAUUUGGUGCUCUAGUAGCAAAAUUAAACAGUUGUGUUGCACAGUUGGAACAAUUUCCUGUAAAAGUACACGAUUUACCGGCAGGAUCUGGUGCUGGUCGUGGAGGCACUAGUGCUCUUAAAUUUUUCAAUACACAUCAACUCAAGUGUAAUCUUCAACGACAUCCAGAUUGUAAUAAUUUAAAACAAUGGAAAGGGGGUACUGUUAAAAUAGAUCCUCUUGCAUUAGUGCAAGCAAUUGAACGUUAUUUAAUGGUUCGUGGGUAUGGUAGAAUACGAGAAGCAGAAUCUAUGGUUAGUGACGAUGAUAAUAGUGAAGAUGAUAUAGAUGAUACAUUGGCAGCAGUAGUUAUAAGUCAAGGGUCAGCAAAACAUAAACUUCAAUUUUUAAUUGGAGAUGAAGUACUGCCUUUUAAUAUGACUGUUUAUCAAGCUGUAAGACAAUUUGGUUGUACUGGAAUGGAUCAUUCAGAAGCAGAAGCUGAUGGUGAACCACCACUUGGUCAUGAUGCCGUAUGGGUACAAACUCACACAAUUUAUUACAGACCUGUACCAGAAGAAGAAACUAUAACAUCACCAAAACCAGGAUCAAGUUCACAAAGUAGUAGUCGCAAAGGCAAAGGAAAAAGUACAAAGAUCAGUUCAAAACGAAAAGAAGAUAGUUUGUGGCUUGAAGGAACAGUUCCUCCGCAACGUUGUCCACUUGAUCCUUAUCUGUCACCUACCUUGCCAUCUUCGGUUACUAUUACUGAUGCCUCAUUGGAUGGUUUAUGUUUACUACGUCUAUUACAUGCUUUAAAUCGUCAUUGGGGUGUUUUAUUUCCUCAUUUGAAAGGUUUAAGUUUACUUUCUCCACAAGAUUUUAUUAAUAAUAAAAUAGCCGCAAAAGCAAGUCGGCAGCUACAAGAUCCUUUAGUGAUUAUGACUGGAAACUUACCUCUAUGGUUACAACAAAUUGCUACAGUAUGUCCAUUCUUAUUUCCAUUUGAAACGAGACAAUUAUUACUCUAUGCAACAUCGUUUGAUAGAGAUAGAGCUUUACAACGUCUCUUAGAUUCCGCUCCAGAAUUAUCGGGAUCGGAUAGCCAAGAACGCGUUACUCCACGUUUAGAACGAAGAAAAAGAACCAUUUCCAGAACGGAUAUUCUCAAACAAGCAGAAUUAGUUAUACAAGAUUUAGCGUCUAGCAAAGCCUUACUUGAAGUGCAAUAUGUUAAUGAGGUUGGUACUGGUUUAGGUCCAACAUUGGAAUUUUAUGCUCUAGUCUCUCAGGAAUUACAGCGUGCUGAUCUUGAUCUUUGGCAUGGUAGUUCAAGUCCUACUGAGGCAGGAUAUGUUAAUGCUCCUCAAGGACUUUUUCCAAUGCCAAUUUCAUGGAGUACUAAAGUAUCCCAUCUUGCAAAACUUAAAACAAAAUUUAAGUUUCUUGGAAAGUUUAUGGCGAAAGCGAUAUAUGAUUCUAGAAUGUUGGAUUUACCAUUCAGUUUAACUUUUUAUCGUUGGUUAUUGGGAGAAGAACAUAUGCUAACAUUAGCUGAUUUAGCACAUGUUUGUCCUGAUGUACAUCGAACUCUUACUAGAUUACAGCAAGUUAUUAGACAAAAGGAAACAAUCGAGAAAGAUCAAAUAUUAAGACCACAUGAAAAAGCACAACUAAUAGAGUCACUAAAUUUAGAUGGAUGUCUAAUUUCCGAUCUUGGCCUUGUUUUCGAAUUACCGGGUUAUGAAAAUAUCGAAUUAAGGAAAGGCGGAAGUGAAAUACCUGUUACUACUUAUAACCUAGAUCAAUACAUCAAGUUGGUUGUACAUUGGUUCUUAUAUGAAGGUGUCUUCAGACAAAUGGAAGCAUUUAGGGAAGGAUUUGAAUCUGUUUUCCCACCAUCACAAUUAAGAUUAUUCUUUCCUGAAGAACUGGAAGCUGUGUUUUGUGGACAUGCACAAUCAGGUGGACAAUGGGAUGUGAAAACACUUUCGGAAUGCUGUAGGACUGAUCAUGGUUAUACACCAGAUUCUCGUGCUAUUCGUUUUCUAUUUGAAGUUAUGUCAAAAUAUAAUAGUGAAGAACAAAGGCAGUUCGUUCAGUUUGUUACAGGUUCACCUCGAUUACCAGUUGGAGGUUUCAAGAGUUUAACACCGCCGUUAACAAUAGUGCGCAAAACGUUCGAUCCAUCUAUGAAAACAGACGAUUUCUUACCAUCCGUAAUGACUUGUGUUAAUUACUUAAAACUGCCUGAUUAUACAACAUUAGAAAUAAUGCGGGAAAAGUUGCGAAUAGCUGCACAAGAAGGACAACAUUCGUUCCACCUUUCCUAGAAACGGAUGGAAAACCGGCGCGCCAUUUGCUCUUUUGCUAUCGUAUUGUCCAGGUUGAAAAAAUUCUUCAAACACCAUUUAAAAUAUUUAAAAAAGUAACUGCGCGCGUGUUUUCUUCAACUCUCAGUAAUCGUAUAUUUGCACUUUAUAUGAGCUUUUUCGAAAAUAUCUUUUUCUUGAUUUUAGUGAGAAUUCAUUUAAAUAAAUUUUAAUUUGAUGUUUAUCUUUUUACUUAUAAAUACGGAUUGUGAUAUAUUUUCUCAAAAAAGUGCAAAAAUGACAUUAGCUCUACUAUGAGUUUCCUCUUGUGGUAUUAUGAACCAGGUAGAAUGGGAGCAGCCUUGUUCUAGGAAACUUAUCUUUGAUGUGUUACAAUAAUUAAUAAAAGUUGUAAAUAUAGUUUAAUAUGCGCAAGUCUAUAUAAAUACUUUAUAUAAUAGUAACAAAAAAAAAUGAUAUUGCUACGAAACUCUAUACUAAUUAAAUAUAAUUUAGUCUGAGAGGAUGUUUAUUAGACAUAAGUAAAUUUUAUAUCAGUGGUGCAUUUAGCAUCGCCAUAAAUCGCCAAUUUCAUGCCUCAUUGCAGAUUGUAAUGAAAUCACAAGUCAAAAUCGAUGAAAAAAGAAAAAAAAUUCGCGCUAAUAACGUAGCUCAUGUUUCAUCAUCAUAAAAAUAUAAUAACUGCGAAUAUAAUUGCGUGUUUACGAUUAUCGUUUUAAUUUCUUAAUCGAUCUCUUUUGUUCGCUGCUUAGUUCUCAGUCAUGCGAGCACUGCGCGAAUUAACGUGCAAAACUCUUAUAUUUAAGUUUAUUCAAUGUAUCACUAAUUAAACUUAUUUGAUAUUUUUAUUCUAGGUAAGAUAGUCCAAUUAAUACUUUACUUAGCUGUAUAAGAAAGCAGCCAACAUCAUCAGGUCAAGUCAUCAUAAUGAUACAUGAAUCGAAGAAAAUUCUUAUAUCCACUUAUUUACAGGCAAAGUAUCUAUUUAUGAAACAUGUACGACAACUGUAUAAUACGAAAUAGAAUGGAUAUAAAAAUCAGCGAAGCUGGUGUAUCAAAUGGAUUAUACAAGGUACAUUACUUUCUUAUAUUUCUGUAGAAAUGUGAUUCUAUACAAAAAUUAUGAAAAUAUGAAUUGAUCACAAAUAGAAAAGAAAAUAAUUGACUAUUUGUUUUACAUUUAUAUUGUGUAUUAUUACUUGAAAUGAUCAAUAUAUACAUACAUCACUUUUGAUUUUUAUUUUUAUAUAUAUGGAACUUAAUUGAUAAAUUAGCAAUUAAAUUAAUUGGUAUUAAAUCAUUAUUUCUCGUUUUAAUUUUUAAAAUAAAAUUAAUAAGAUUACUUCAAAACUUUGUUCCAUCCUUGAAAUAUUUUUUUUAGCAUUAUACAAAAUUUCUUUUCUGACAAUCUACGAUAUUCUUAUACUUCAUAAUUUUUAUGUAUUCUAUGAUAAAACAUAAAACAUGUUGUAUUUUUGCAUUACAUUUCUAAUAACGAAUAACAAUAAUGAAUAGUUGAUAAUAUAUACAUAAUGUAGAAGAAAAAUCAUUCUACACUAUGAAGUAUGCAAUUAGAAAUACAAUAUAAUGUAUAAUAGUUUAGGAUUAUUUAAACUUAUAUCAGUAAUAUUACAAAUUUAUGUUUACAUCAAUUCAUUAGUAUAAAUGAGUUUUACUUUUAUUUAGAUCAUAUUAUAUUUCUUUAGCAGUUUUCAAUAAAUGAAAAUACAAAUGUUGCCUGCCAACAAAA
This is a messenger RNA of Apis dorsata (giant honeybee), 8328 nucleotides long. It is a transcript of the gene ctrip, whose product is annotated as E3 ubiquitin-protein ligase TRIP12. Gene Ontology annotation, biological process: proteasome-mediated ubiquitin-dependent protein catabolic process; DNA damage response; regulation of double-strand break repair. The record is from RefSeq and is a predicted model, not a curated record. The transcript is spliced from 26 exons. Lineage: Eukaryota; Metazoa; Arthropoda; Insecta; Hymenoptera; Apidae. Gene Ontology annotation, molecular function: zinc ion binding; ubiquitin protein ligase activity. Gene Ontology annotation, cellular component: nuclear speck. Bases 432 to 6578 code for a protein of 2048 amino acids.